Molecule: messenger RNA, 5411 nt
Organism: Pocillopora meandrina
Lineage: Eukaryota; Metazoa; Cnidaria; Anthozoa; Scleractinia; Pocilloporidae
Source: the annotation of a GenBank genome assembly
AUGCUGAAGCACAGAAUGGCAAAGGCCUCGAUGAAAGGUAUAUUAGAUAAAUGUGGUAUGGUAAUCAGCUGAUUAAUAAUUUCUGGGAACUUAAAGUUGGAUCGCUAGAAAAAAAAAUUGUGAAGAGAGUAAUACCUAUUGCUCAAAUCUGUCUCAUGCAUGAUUUUUAUGGGUGAAAUCCCUCACCAGAAUUGUUUGUUUGCUGUUUCUUUUUUGUCUUUUGUUGGUCAUUUUGUUGUUUUCUCUUGGGUCACUUGAUACAGAUGGAUUUAUUUUUGAAACAGUUUAAAUGUAACAACCUCCCCCACCCCACCCCUUUACCUCAUUUCCCUCCAGUCAUAAGAGUCUCUUACUUUGUUUAAACCAAAAUCCAUACAGAUGUAAUCAAAGUUGAAAGUAAAAGCCAAAUUCUAUUCUUGGUUCUCUGGAUGCUUAAACAUAAGGUAGAGCUUUCUAUCAAAACGCAUAGAUCUCGCUAAGAAAUUAUAAAAGUAUUGGAAAAUAAUAUGCGAGGAACCAUCUUGAAACAAGACUUUGACUGAGAAUUAUUAAACUACCUUGACUGUAGGUUUUUGUUGACAACAACAAUCUUUCGUUAAGAAAUAUUGUGUGUUAAUUUUGUGAUCAUUAAUUACCAAAUUUAAGAGUAAAUUUUUUGGGAAAAAAAUUCUCAGAGAGAUAUGGCACACAAAUUACAAUAUUAUAGUCAUAAUAAUUUACUUUUCUCCCCAUGGUUAUUUAUUUAUUUAUUUAUUCAAAAUUAAGUGUGCAAAAAUGCAAAUGAAAAUCAUAAUUUCAAGAUUAAAACAAUUUUUUUUCCAGCGGGUUGAAUAUUAUCUAAAAGAUAAACACAUCAGUAGAAAGAAUAUUCAAUAAGCUGCUCAUAUCAUGCGGCACAGUUUUUCAUACAAAUAACUCUUCUUAAUCAUUUUCUGUGACCCUUUGAGCCCUAGAAGUGACAAACUUCUAAUUUUCCCAACAAUAUAAUCCCGGGGUAAAACAUUAAGGUCACGUGAAUAAAGGAAAUAAUUACCAAAUAAAGAAGCUCUUGAUUUUUGAACAAAGUCUCCUUGCAAGUUCGUUAGGAAAUGUAUAGAGAACAGUACAAAGAACAUGCAUACUGAAGGGUAAAAAGGGUUAAACUCACUUGAAUAGGCCAUUUUACAGUAGUUUACCUAUUGAUCUUUCAACGAUGGAUCAAACUUGGUUAGAAUUGGUCGAAAAACCAUUUUUAAGCCUUCUCUUAAACAUUGAAGGAAAAAAAUUAAAGAAAAAGUUUUACCUUCAUGAUUCUUUUUUCUAAAAGCUGCACCCUUACCUGAAUCAAAUAAACAAAUUGUUUGAUGUUAUAUCACAAAAAUACCCAUUUUAACGUUUUAAAAACGAAAUAUUGGAAAAGAUGUACAGCUUGUUGGAGGAAUUCGCAUCGUAAAAACCUCUUGGAUUCAAAUGGUUAUCUAUCAAUAAGCUAUCAGAAUAAGGGUCCUUUAAGACACUAUUUGAAAUGAUGCUAUUUAUCCAUUUAUUUCCUAAUUACUAGGAAACUUAACCCUGAAAUCAAGCGAGGAGGUAAUCACUGAAGCGAUUGGUCAGCGGUUCAAACGGGAAACCCCAGCUGACGGACCACACGAUUUUCCUAACCCUUCAUUCAAUUUUACAGACCUACCGUACAAUUAUACAGAUCUGCCAUUCAACUUGACGGAGAUUUUUGGAAAUAAUUCACCAUUCAACUAUACAGACAUCUUCGGUAACAAUUCUCCAUUCAACUACACAGACAUCUUCGGUGAAAACUCACCUUUCAAUUAUACAGAUCUAUUCGGAAAUGGUUUACCACCAUUUAAUUUCUCGGCUUAUAUGGAAGAAGCUAUGAAAGAAUUCACCAUUGGCUUGCAGGCGAUGCUUCAAAGAAGUUUCAACGCUUGCGCAUGCUCACAAGGACCACCUGGACCACCUGGCGAACGAGGAUUCAUGGGUCCACCGGGAAUUAGAGGAGAAAUUGGAUUCAAAGGAGAUGCCGGGCCACCGGGUACCCCAGGGAUGAAGGGGGAUACCGGCCCACAGGGUACUCCAGGUUUUAAAGGAGAUGCUGGACCACGGGGUAACACAGGUAUGAAGGGCGAACCAGGCCAAACAUGUUCAGCGCCGAAAGUAACCAUCUCUCCAAGGAAGCUGACUGUUUUAAAAGGAACUAUUGCCUCUUUUAGAUGCUCUGCUAGUGGAAAUCCAUGGCCUCGAGUAUCCUGGUCUAGAGCUGAUGGAUCGUUACUUAACAAAAACGCCACGGUAACCUCAGAUGGGCUCAUAACGAUUCCCUCCGUCCGGCUGAUGGAUGCUGGGAGGUACACUUGCACGGCGGAGAACAUUGUGAGGAAGAUUGAAGAAACAGUUGAUCUGGUUGUACAAAGUAGGUUGCGAUGAUAUAUUACUACCAUUCGAAAAAAUCACUAAUUAUUAGAUUCUAACUUCGCAAAACUUUCCUAUGUUAAUUUCAGAAAAAAAAGCUUAAUAGCUUUUGUUUUACAUUUUUGCAUAUUACUACUUAAUACUCUGUUACCCUACCCCCCCCCCUUCCACCCCAUGAAGCUUACUCGAGAUAUUUGACUUUUGAGUUAUAAAUACUGUUUUUUGAAAGCUUAAAGGUUUCUUCAUAAUUAAAAGUUUCCUUGUCAUCAGCUUUAGUUGCACUUUCGCUUAAUAAUGUCCACUUAUAAGUAUAUCGAACACAUAUAGAAAGAGACAAAAGCCGUUGACAGAUCGGUUCAGCAUUUCCUUCACGAUAAUUGAAGAUUCAUACAUUUUUAGUUACGAAUAAACAUUGACAGGGACGAGAAAACAAUGGUUAAUGGCUAACAAUUCUGCAGUUUCUAAUACAUGUGUUGUAACUGAGUCUUUUGCUUCUAAACUCUGAUGCAGUAUAUCAAAUUCAUAUUGUAGAAAGACCUUACAGUUGAUCCCUUCUGUGAGUGAAAGGUUUAAACACUGGAUGGAAAGUCACUUAUCAGUACGUUUUGUUUUUUUCGAUACGUUCUCAUGCACUAAGACAGAACAUUAACUAGGAUAUUGGAAUCUAAACAGACUGAACAGUGUUCCUUGUUAUUUCUCGCCAGGCUCACCAGAGGUUUCUCUUUCAUUUGGGCCAUCUUUCGUUCUCGAGGGCAAAGCUAUCACUCUUCCAACAUGUUACGCAAAUAAUAGCGUUCCUCCAGCGAUAUUCACCUGGUUUAAAGUUGAUGACAAUCUGAACCAAGAUAGAGCCGUUCCUAGAAACGGGCAACUGUCAAUAACGAAUGCUAGAAUGGAGGAUUCUGGUUUGUACCAGUGUAUGGCUUCCAAUAGCAUUGGAUAUCAUUCGGCGUACACUAAGCUGACUGUUGUGACGAUGCCAAAGUUUACGGUUCGUCCACCUGCCAAACUUGAAGCAACUUCAAACAAAACUAUCACCGUCCGUUGCCAGGCGACCGGUCAACCCAAACCUUUUAUCACGUGGGCGAAGAAGGGUGGAGAAUUGCCCAAAGGAAGAUCAAAUGUCAGCGAAGAUGGAACACUUCAAAUCUGGAGCCCUGAAAGUGACGACUCGGGGAGAUAUACUUGUACUGCAUCUCUGGAACAGAUUUCCGUUAAUGUGGCCUCUGUUAUGGAACUAACUGUUAAGAUCAAGAAAAGAGGUCAGUCACUAACCCAAUCGUAAAACAUGAUUAUCUCAUGAACUAAACGUUUGGGUCAAACACAAGAAUGUCGGGCUUUGUAAGAUUCUGAUGACCCCCACUGGCAAUCAAUCUUCUACAAUCCCCCCUUUAUACUCUAUAUGCGACGAUUGACUUCCCCCCCUAUCCCCCUUCCAUUCCCCCUGAAACUCAUAUGAUCUCCCAGAAUCCUUCACCCACUUCGGGUAAUAAAUAAUGAUUUCUCUGGGUAGUGGUUAUUUGUUGGUUUAUUACAUUUCAUUUUUUUGCUUCUUUUUUCAGUAAGCACGUUCAAGUUUCUUAAAAAUAUUCAAAUAACCUAAGUUCUCAUCCCUAAAUAAUCCAAAUGAAUGACGAUCUUUUUCUCAGUGUGUGAGGCGAUCGGUGUACAGAAUAGAUACAAAGUACCAGAUAGCAGAAUGACAGCAAGCUCUUCCUUCGCUGGACAUUUCGAUGCAUCACGUGGAAGGCUCUGGAACCAAAGACAAGGAGGAUCAUGGGAACCCAAAUAUCCCGCAAAUGUCGGGAAAGAUUGGCUUCAAGUCGAUUUGGGUUCAAUACUGUCUGUCUGUGCAGUGGCCACUCAGGGUAAUGGCUGGAUUUAUCCUGACUGGGUCACUGCGUAUAAAAUCAAACUCUCGACGGAUGGAAAUAUAUGGAAAUUCUAUCAGGAAGACGGUGUGGAUAAAGUAAGUAUAUUCAAAUUGCUUGGGCUGCAAAGUGGGAUUUUCUAACCGUUGCUAUGCAGUGUUUUUGCAAUUUUCUUCAAUGUGUAACUUAAACGAAAUUUAGUGAGCUUGUCUAUAUUUAUAACUCAAAUUAAAACUGAGAUUGUUCUUUUCAGUUUUUCUUUUUGACGAAGAUUACAUUUGAGUAUAAAUCAUUUAUCCUCUGAUUUUCUUUCUUUUUCUUUUCUUGUUUUUGUUUUUGUUUUUUCUUGCCUUGCUUUUAUUUGUUUCUCCGGAGUCGAUUAUUGAUAAGGCGAUAAGAGCAGCAUAUUGAAAUACAGUCUUUGUUUCCUUUGCUGUCCAAAAACCAACCCCUUAAAAAUAAAUCACAUCGAAAUAAUGAGAGAUCAUACCUUCAAAUUAUUGUCCCUCUUUAUAUUUGUUUCUAUUUAUUUGACUUACGGUUGCACUUUCAGCUUUUUUUUGGUUUUUUAUUCCUGUUUGUUUGUCUUUUGGGUGUAUUUUGUUUAGAAAUUUUCUCUUUUGAUAAGGUUACAUUCCUAAGCUGUGUUCUUCUCUUGUUUUAAACUCACAGAUAUUCACUGGAAACACAAAUGCAAAUGAUGUGGUAAAGAAUUUCCUUUCACCUUUUGGCGUUGCCAGAUAUGUUCGAUUUUACCCCGUGAGAUAUAACACUUACCCGUCUUUAAGAGUUGAAAUAUAUGUUUCAAAAUACAUAUAACCUACAAUCUUGAAACUUCCAUAUCAUUUGAAACUGCCUUUAAAUCACUCCCGAUAUUAUAACAGGGUACGUACCAACUAGCUUUAUAUGAAUAUAUUUUCAGUUUUGAAUGAGGCUGUAGUUGUCUUACAGAAGUUCCUGUUAUUUGGACUGAAAUUUUUAUUAUCAAAGAAUUUUUGUGUCAAAUCUGUGAUAUAUUGAGUGAAAAGCGGGUUUUCUGCAUCUGGUCUAACGAAAUGCUACACUAAGAAGCCUCAGAUAACACUGACGUAUAAUCAGUGCGACUUGUUGUUUAAUUACUCUGAAUCUUUUCCAUGA